Eruca vesicaria subsp. sativa (arugula) is the source of this 573-nucleotide messenger RNA. The record is from the annotation of a GenBank genome assembly. NCBI's taxonomy places the organism in Eukaryota, Viridiplantae, Streptophyta, Magnoliopsida, Brassicales, Brassicaceae.
AUGAAGAAGGCUUUGCUUAUCUGUGGAGAUACAUUGUCGAAAAUGAAUGUGACUGGAGAUCCAGGUGUGAAGCGAGGUUCUUGUCCGAACAGAAAAGAAUCACAGCCUUUGAAUUCAAAAAGCUCAUAUUUUUUCUUGAUGAAAUACUUCCCAACGUUUCCGGUGGAGAAAGAUGCUUGCAAUGAACACUCAGCUCCACUUGCUGAGAUGGUUGGGACUUGCCUCAAGUUAGCAGGGAAUAGUAUGCCAAACUUUCUUGCUGCUAACUUCUACAUGAGAAGUGAUGGAGGAGGCGUUUUCGAAGUUCUAGAUAUAAUGAAUGGACCAGUUAUUCGCGGUUGUGAAACUCUUGCUGCCUGCCAGCCAGAAGCAGCUUAUGGUUCUUGCAAAAACCUUACUCUUCAGACAAGAGCUCCAGACAUGGAAUCAACUGCUGGAACCUACUCAGGUUCAGUUCAGUUCUCAAGAUCCUUAGCUGCUGUUUCCUAUUCACAAAACACCAUUGUUUUCUUGUGCUUCUCAUGGCUUCCAUUGCUGGUGUUUACUAUGACACAGCCAACCAUUCCACACUAG